Molecule: messenger RNA, 1176 nt
Organism: Anopheles maculipalpis
Lineage: Eukaryota; Metazoa; Arthropoda; Insecta; Diptera; Culicidae
Product: epidermal growth factor-like protein
Exons: 4
Coding region: 5-1162 (385 amino acids)
Source: RefSeq, a predicted model, not a curated record
CAACAUGGAAGGGUUUAAGUGGUGCCUGCUGGUCGGUUUAGCUUUGGUGUGUCAGUUUGGGCUCGCACCCGGUCAGGAAGGGGUUAAGACAUGGCGCAAGGGUGGUGGCACCCAGGUAGCAUCUUACCCCACGUUUGGGAAUGAAAGUUUUAUCGGGUUAGACCCUGCGCAACCUAACGUGACCGUUAUGAAUCUGCAACGAUCGAACGAAUCGGUGAGUGCUCUCGAUCGCUUCAUGAACAAAACCAAAUCACAGAUUCCGGCCGGUGUGUGCUUUGAGGAAGUGCCUACAGUUUCGCUGUUGAAGUACAACCCUGUGGGAUAUGUACCGCAAGGGAACGGGUCAAAUCCUUCCCUCAGCCGCAUCCAGGUUUGUUGUCCCGGAUAUGAGCGUAACGUUCACAACUUCCGCAAGUGUGAGCCCGUAUGCGAGGAACCGUGCCUGAAUGGGCUUUGCGUUGGACCGAACACAUGUGAAUGCUAUCCGGACUUUGUAAGGAACGUGCAAGGACGGUGCGUUCCGACUUGCCCGAUCGGAUGCGAUCAUGGAGACUGUGUGGUCGGAACGGGUGAAUGUCGCUGCCACGAGGGUUACGAGCUGGAACCAACGAGCGGCAAGAUGUGUGUCCCCAAGUGUACCGGAGGAUGUGGUCAGGGACGGUGUGUGGAUGUGGAACGAUGCCAGUGUGGUGAGGGAUAUACGUUCGAUCCGAAGCAUAAAUGUGCUCCGCACUGUGAUGGAGGCUGUGAGAAUGGACGGUGCCUUGCGCCGGGAGUUUGCAAGUGUGAUGAGGGCUACGAGAUGCAGGAGCAAGGCUGUGAACCAAUUUGCAGCAAUGGUUGCUUCCAUGGUGUUUGUACCGCGCCAGAAACGUGCUCCUGUAAGCCAGGAUUCGUGAAAGUUGGUGAGCAAUGCAUCGCUACCUGCGAUAGUCCUUGUCUCAAUGGGGAGUGUACUGGACCGAAUGUGUGCAGCUGCAAGCGAGGAUACAUUCUCGAUGAGGCCAAUCCUUUCCAUUGCAUACCGCACUGUCCCAACGGAUGUCCGAACGGAGUCUGCUCCGGACCAAACAUGUGCCUCUGCAAUGCAGGAUACGUGAAGGACCGUUCGCUAAAAGGAAGCCAAGCGUGCAUCAAGCGCUUCGACGGAGUCAAAUCAUAAGUGCCAGUACCGAU